ACAAGCGCCAAACGAUGAACGAACCAGAUGAAGUCAUAGUGUCGGAGAGGCGACGUAUUGCCAAACCAGCUGCAUUCGUUCUAGUCAGCGUAAUGUUUAAGCGCUACAGCACCGCUGCAAUUCUCUCAAUUCUUACACUGUUCCUUAAUUUAAAACUUGGCUACGACAAAGAUGUAUCGACAACCGUGUAUCACUCGUACGCAUUUGUAGCGUCUUGUUUCGCUAUAGUUGGCGCUAUCAUUGCUGAUAGUCGGUUCGGAAUGUACAAGACAAUAGUUGUAGUUUCGGUGGUAUUUGCAGUUGGUUCAUUAAUAAUUGCUAUCGGUGUCAUUGAUGCACUUCAUCUUCCAAUACACGUUUUAAGUGUCAUUGGGUUGCUGAUAAUGGCUAUUGGUGACGGAUGCCUUAAGCCAUUGAAUCGCACAUACGGUGCAUGCCAAUAUCACCCGAACGAGGCGAAAAGUGUUGCACUUUUCUUUGUAUUAUACUACUUUGUCUACAACAUUGGCAGCAUAAUUUCCCGUCUAGUCAGUCCGAUUCUGCGUGAAGACGUGCAAUGCUUCGGUAACGAUGACUGUUUCACAGCAGCUUUCGGCAUUUCCGGAAUAUGUAUGAUCCUGGUGGCGCUGCUGACUGUCAUCGCACACAGAUAUUCUGAGACUACGCAGGCUGAUGGAUCCAGUCUGUUAAAUGUUUUCGCUUGUAUUUGGCACGCGAUCUCCAAAAAGAUCCGCUCGAAAAUGUCCCACAGCAUUCCGGCGAAAGACCAUUGGCUGGACUAUUCCGAAGCGAAAUAUGGAAAGAUUUUAGUGUGGGAGACACGAGUCAUUCUACGCGUACUGGUUCUCUACCUUCCAAUUACUCUGUUCUGGGCGUUAUUUUACCAGCAAGGAUCACGGUGGGUGUUCCAAGCGGUACGAAUGAAUGGUGACAUUGGAUUUUACACUAUCAUACCGGACCAAUUUAACGUUAUCAAUCCGCUGUUGGUGUUGCUGCUGAUACCGGUGUUCGAAAACGUUCUGAAUCCGAUGCUAGCGAAAGUACGAAUUAUCGGCGAUUUGCAAAAGGCGACACUGGGUGGUGUAUUGGGAGGAAUAGCGUUUCUAGUUUCUGCAGUCAUUGAGUUUGAAUUGGAAAAUGGAAAAUAUUUGCACAUGGGCUGGUUACUACCGCAAUACACUUUGAUGGCGAUGGGUGAAAUCUUGGUUACCGUACCAAUUUUCAAUUUCUCUUAUACCAUUGCACCGAACAGCAUGAAAACAGUGUUGCAAGCGUUCAAUAAUUUGUCAAUGGGUUUAGGGAAUCUAAUUGUCGUGAUUGUCGUUGGAUCGAAAUUGUUGAAUUCGCAAAUUUAUGAAUUCAUUCUGUUCGCGGGACUGAUGUUCGUCGAUAUGAUACUGUUUGCAUAUUUGGCGAAAAAGUACAAACCUUUAAAGGAAAAUGCUGACGAGCGAGUUGAAUUGAUUAAGUAAACAAAUUGAGUGCAGAACCACCACUUACGGUUCAUAUAACUGCAAUCACUAAAUUAUGAAUUACCUGAUUCGCUAAAGAAUAUCAAAUAAAUCGCUUUGCAUUCG
This is a messenger RNA of Bradysia coprophila, 1577 nucleotides long. Its product is annotated as peptide transporter family 1-like. The record is from RefSeq and is a predicted model, not a curated record. Lineage: Eukaryota; Metazoa; Arthropoda; Insecta; Diptera; Sciaridae. Gene Ontology annotation, biological process: transmembrane transport. Gene Ontology annotation, cellular component: membrane. Gene Ontology annotation, molecular function: transmembrane transporter activity.